AUGCUAAAGUCAGUCCCGCCGCCUGUUUCUCGAACUUUCCAAGAGACGCGCUUAGAAAUCCAAUCACAGGCUUUACUUUCUCUUGCUAGAAUCAGGGACCCUUUCCCUGUAAACAAUUACAUACCUACCUUAGUACCUACAUGUAGCGCGGCUUUUGUUCUAUUCCCCAGGCCAAGACAAGACAUCAGUCCCUUUGUCCAACUGAAACGCCCAAGCCAGCUUCAGGGUAUCAGAAAGGUUGUCCGUUGGGAACUUGAGAGACGAAAUUACUUGAAGCUAAUCUCUGUUAUCCUCUAG
Molecule: messenger RNA, 297 nt
Organism: Fusarium poae
Lineage: Eukaryota; Fungi; Ascomycota; Sordariomycetes; Hypocreales; Nectriaceae
Exons: 3
Coding region: 1-297 (98 amino acids)
Source: RefSeq, a predicted model, not a curated record